AUGCGAGAGAAGGCAUGGGAGUGGACCAUACCCGUUGCGGGCGGGUGCUUGUUUCAAGUGUGGUCAACAUGGCCAUCAAAUGAAGAAUUGUCCGGACAGAGCCCUAGGAAAUCAACCCCAAGGAUUGAGGCCUCACGGGGGGCCGCAAAUAGGAGCUGCGCCGCAAGCAAAUAUGAACAGACCGCCGGCGCAAGGAAGGAUUUAUGCGGUGACGAGGAAGGAUGCCGAGAACACGCUUGGCGUGGCACAAGUACGGUCUCUCUCUGUGAUCACGCUACGUAUGCCUUGUUUGACCCUGGAGCUUCGCAUUCGUUUAUUUCUGCUCGGUUUGCUGAAUUGGUUGGCUUAAGUUUACGGCCAUUAGAAGUAGUUUUGCAUGUGGUAACGCCUUUAAGGGAUGGUGUGUCGAUUACACUAGGGUGUGCAAACCGCAAGAUAGUGAUUAAUGGUAGAGAGGACAAAAUAGAUUUGGUUGUGCUUCCGAUGUAUGAUUUCGAUGUGAUAAUUGGAAUGGAUUGGCUAGGAAAGCUAGAAGCUAUGGUUGACUAUGGUAGUAGGACGAUUCAAUUUAAUCCAGUUGGUCGUCCUAGGUUCGAGUUUGUAGGGAGUCAAGGAGGAACUUCGAUCCCUUUAGUAUCGUCAUUGGAAGUGACAAAGUUAAUUGAUGAAGGUUGUGAAGCUUAUCUAGCUAUCGUUAUGGAUUCGACAAUAGAAGAGCCAAAGUUUGAGGAUAUACCUGUGGUACGAGAGUUUCCCGAUGUUUUUCCCCAGGACCUAUCGGGUUUACCACCCGAAAGAGAAACGGAAUUUUCUAUCGAGUUGAUUAAUGGGGCGAAACCGAUCUCGAAGGCCCCGUAUAGGGUGUCGAUAUCUGAGCUAAAAGAAUUAAAGGUGCAGAUGCAUGAGUUUUUAGACAAAGGAUUUAUAUGUCCAAGUGCGUCACCUGGGGAGCACCAGUAUUAUUCGUAA
Messenger RNA from Rhodamnia argentea, 969 nucleotides. RefSeq lists its product as uncharacterized. The record is from RefSeq and is a predicted model, not a curated record. NCBI's taxonomy places the organism in Eukaryota, Viridiplantae, Streptophyta, Magnoliopsida, Myrtales, Myrtaceae. The transcript has a single exon. Bases 1 to 969 code for a protein of 322 amino acids.